AUGCGUUUCUCCAUCGUCUUCACCACCCUCUCGGCCAUCGCCCUGGCCAACGCCCAGAGCAGUGUCACCACCGAGACUGUUGACUACCUGACCCAGACAAACUCUCUCGGCGUCGUGACCGGCCAACCUAGUGUUGUCACUUCCCAACCCAGUGUUAUCACCAGCCAGGCCGCUGCCGAGACCUCACAGGAGGCCGCCGCCUCCAUCCCUGCCGGUCUGACCUCGCCCGUCGCCGGCCCCGGAGCCACUCAAACCACUGUCACCACCGGCACUGGUACUGGCACCACUACCUUCGUCACAGAGUCCAAGGCCACUGUUACCUCCACUGGCACUUCCUCGGACGCCGCGGCGGAUUCUUCCAGCUCUUCCAGCUUGUCUGCUAAAGCUUCCAGCGCAGAUUCCAAUGCUUCCAGCGCUGAUGCUAGUGCCUCCAGCGCUGGUGCCAGUGCUACUAGCGCGGAGGCUAACGCUUCCAGCGCCAGUGCCAAUGCUUCCAGCGCCAGUGCUAGUGCUUCCAGUGCAAGUGCUAGCGCUACUGCUUCCUCUACCGGUGCUGCUGCUAUUGCCACCGCCGGCCCUGUCGGUCUCAUGGUUGCCGGUGCUGCCCUCGUUGCUUUCUUGUAA
This is a messenger RNA of Penicillium roqueforti, 624 nucleotides long. Its product is annotated as putative GPI anchored protein. The coding region runs from base 1 to 624 and encodes 207 amino acids. The transcript has 2 exons. NCBI's taxonomy places the organism in Eukaryota, Fungi, Ascomycota, Eurotiomycetes, Eurotiales, Aspergillaceae. The record is from RefSeq and is a predicted model, not a curated record.